CGAUAUGUCAACUGUCAUUUUGUGUAGUGUGUUGCGUUUUAACGAAUUUUUAUUUUGUCCAAAGCAAAGUGCUAAAAAUAACUGUCAACAAGAUCCCGUGGAGAAGUAGCCAAUUUAUAACACUAUAAUUAAAUAACGAAGGAUUUGGUUUAGGGUCAGUUACGUAUGAAUGUCUUUUAAAUUAGAAUGGAUAGGUUCUGGGGGCAUCGGGUUGUUUUUUCCUAGUAAUGCAUUUUAACCCAGAUUUAUGAUGAGUACUCAAUACCGGUUAGUUGACAAAAAUUUUAAAAAUAAUAUGGUCGAUUCAACGGUUUUGGUGGAAGAUGGAGUGGUUUGGGAUCAAGGGGAGAUACAAAUGGGUUUAAAUUAUGAGCAAACGGAAAAUGUUUUAGUAGAUAAUAAUCGAGAAAGUUAUUUGUCGACAAACGAUGAUGGAAAUGGAACACAAUACUUUUCGUUACUAGAGACCACAAAUGAGAAUGUCUUAAGUGAUUUAAAUGACAUCACAUUGUACACAGAUGGUAGUAGUCCAAUGCAAAUGCCAGAACAAAGUGUUAAUGUGAUUUGUGCUUUGGAUGAACAAAAUCAAAGUGUUGUGGCCGUUACUGAAUCAGACGAUUUAUAUGCAUUUCAAGUUGCUUACGAUGACGAUGGAAAUGUUCACAAAUAUAGAUAUAUGUUACGACUGAAUGAAAAUGGAGAAUAUGAAAGUGUUCCCGAGUCCUUAGAACUACUUCCAGAUGAAAUGGAAUUGCCGAUUAGCGAAGUGCUACCUAUUGAGGAACCACAAGUGGAGUUUGAGAAUAAUCCGAAGGUCGCAUUUCAGAAUGGCGAUCUGAUUGUUAAAAAAGAGGAAAAUGAGAGAGUUUCUAGCCAUACGGAUGACAGUUACCAAGGGCUGGAAGUGAAUGAGGACGAGCAGAUUUAUGAUAAUCAAAUGUUUGAAGAAAAUGUAGAUUCUAAGUUAGCUGUAAUAAGUCAAAAGGAAGGUGUCCACAAAAUAGAAGCAGCAAGUUGCAGUUCAGAAGAAUCAAACCCUGCAUUCGACUCUACUAAUUUUCCUGUGGAAAAUGAAGAUCUCUCCUCAAUGAAGCCAAUUCCCGAUUCAGCCAAUAACCACUCACUUGAGUCACACGAGUUGUCCAUAAACAAUUUUAAUUCGGUUUAUGCAUUACAACAAGAAGCUGUUCAAGAGGAUGAAGAAGCUUCGCACGAUAUGUUUGAAGGGGGGCAUCUUAUAAUAAGCGACGAAAAUGGACCGGAAUGUGAGAAUGCAAUUUCUCACGAUGAAGUCAAUCCCAUAAAUGGGCAGGAACAUGAAGACUUACCGGAUACUAUAACUGGAAAUGAAUCUGAAGAAGAAUUUCAAAUUGUGGAUGGUGUGCACGUCACGGGCGACAACGAUGAUCAUGGCGUCGUUGUUGCGUCUAAUCAACCAAAAGAUGCCGAUCAACACAUUUUGAAAAUUCACGAAAACGUUUCAUCUACAAAUAACGCCUUAGUAGAUAUUAAAAUAAAGAAUGCGCUUAAACGAAAUGGUAAUAAGAGCAACAAGAACUUAAUGUAUUUUAUUAUUAAAGAGCCAGAAAAAGAGAAUGUUGCAUCACUUGCAGAUGUCGGCAAAAAAGUAUUGAAAGCCAAUCCACGAAGCGUAUUAAAAAGCUCCUUCACUUACUUCGAAGAGAAGAAAGAUAAUGCAAAACUUGAAAGUCAAGUAAAGUGCGAGAAAAAGCCCGCCGUCAAAAUGAAGGAAAGUAAAGGGAAAGUUGUUCCAAACUUCUUACCAAAAACUACAAUUAUCUUAGCUCCCGUACGUCAAGAACGGAUGCCAAGAAAACAAACGAUUACACCUGUAAAACGAACCGACGAGGAAAUUAUUGUACAGGAAGUGGUAGUAUCCUCAAAUGGGGUUGUUGAAACAAAAGAAGAUGGUGUUUUAAAAUCCAAAGUAUUAUUAACCCCGACCGACUAUGUUCAGGUAUCCGAUUCCGACGAAGAUUAUAAUGUUAAAUCGGAACGUAAAAAGAAGAAGAAAAAGAAAAAGCGCCGAUCUAAGGUUACCAAAAUAGUCAUCACUGAUUCGGAAGAUGAGGACGUUGAGAAUGGCAUAGUAGAAAUUGAUUUGUCAGUUGAUUCUGAUCAAGAAAAUGGUGGAAAGGAUAAGCAAACUGAGCGAACAGGUAGUGAGACAGUUUCUCCCAAAAAGAAAAGAGGGCGCCCAUCAAAAAGACCUAGCAGUAGUUUAGAGGAAAGUGGCAGUUCUAGUUCAUCUAAAAGAUUAAAAAGUACAAAUGAAUCUGAGAGUAGUGAUAUUGCAACUCCAAAAAAAUCUGAAGAUUUGCCGAUCAAUACAAAGUGGAAUUGUUCCUCGUGUACGAAGGUAUUUCCUAGCCAAGGUAGCUUGAAAUCGCAUAUGCAAUAUCACACCUAUCAUGAAUCUGCAAACAAAACCAGCUCAUUUAAAAAGCCUAUAUCAACAACAUUAAGUAACUCGAGCCGCUAUAAAUGUUCUAUUUGUUUCGAUUCAUUUAAAAACAAUUAUUUGCUAAUGAAGCAUACAAAAGAACACAAUGACCCCAGUAAAUUUGAAUGCGGCGUCUGCAAAAAACUAUUCUCUGAUCAGUUACAAUUGACAAUUCAUAAACGCAGUCACGUCAAAACGCAAAUGUUUAACAAUACCACUCUUCCAAAGGAUUCGCCCAAAAAGAAACAAUCGAUUGGAAAUCGACAGAACACUUUAUGGUUACCAAAAAAGUGCAAGUGCCACAUUUGUUCAAAAGUAUUUGCAUCACAAAGACUUUUAGAUAAUCAUGCUAGUAUACAUAAAAAGUUCAUUUGUCUGUCGUGCAGUUCUACUUUUGUAUCAAAGUUGGCAAUGGAAGAUCACGUGCAGCGUCAAUGUGUAAAGCCAGUAAGCUCUCCUAAUCCAAACAGGACCGUAAAUAAACCAUUGCCCUCGUCUUCUAAAACAGUAAGCAUAAGAACUACAUCUGCUCAUAAAAUUAAGAAAAGUUCAAGCGAUUCGUCAUCUCCUGAUAAAGAGAAAAAAACUCCUUGUAGUGCCAAACAAAUUGAACUGAAAUGUGAUAAGUGUCCCGUAGUUUUUAAAUCGCACAAAAACUUAUUUACUCAUAAAGUGUUACAACACGGAUUAGAAACGCCAGAUGGAAGUAUAAAGGCGAACAAACGUAAAACCUUACUACAUAAGGAACUAGGGAAACACGGCAGUGUGCCUGCGAAUGAAAAGUUAAGGAAUGCAUUUGCAAAUUUAAGGACAAUAAAAUAGUAUUUUUAGGGUAGGUUUCAGUGUACAAAUUAGAAAUCAUUUCAAAAAUUCGCAUGUAGUAAUAAUUGUCUCUUAUCAUUAUAUGUAGACCCGGUGAAUGAAAAUGUUUAUUAAGACAAUAUGACCAUUUUAUACAUAUUUGCAUAUUAAAGUUCAAGGACAGCAAUGAUGCUUGGCAUCAAUCGUUUUACAUUAAAAUUAAGCGUCGCUCAAUGGUCAUUGAAGGUACGAGUGACCUGAUAAAUUUAUGUAAGCUUUCAGUUUUACAGUCAAUAGUACAAAAUCAGUCAUGUAAAUAAUAUCUAUCUAUCUAUAUAUAUAUAUAUUUCACUAUUUUUUAUGUUUUAGGAUACUUUACAAAAAAUUAAUAUAGUAUCAUCUCAUUCUCAUUAGCAUGUAUAUAUGUAAACUACUUUGUAUAAUUAAAUUUAUGAAUUAUUUAAUAA
Messenger RNA from Photinus pyralis (common eastern firefly), 3732 nucleotides. RefSeq lists its product as uncharacterized. Bases 248 to 3286 code for a protein of 1012 amino acids. The transcript has 4 exons. The record is from RefSeq and is a predicted model, not a curated record. NCBI's taxonomy places the organism in Eukaryota, Metazoa, Arthropoda, Insecta, Coleoptera, Lampyridae. Gene Ontology annotation, cellular component: nucleus.